AUGGAUCGCCUUCCGUUUGGAGCCACAUGUUCCCCUUUUAUCGCUAUCCAUACCUGCCGUCGAGCCGCGAUUGAUGCAAAGGCGGAUGAGAAAAUUGUGGAGGUCAUCAAGAAAAAGGUAUACGUCGACGACUAUUUAAGUUCAGCCAGUUCCGUCAGAAAAGGGUUGGAGGAAGCUGUUGUCGUCGAGAAGAUACUGUCCGCCGCCGAUUUGCAUCUCCAAGGGUGGAUUUCGAAUUCACCCGAAUUUGUCCAGUCAAUCAUAAAGCGCGACGCAUCAGAUUCAAGCAAAGCCACUCCGCCACCCACCAGUCAUUCACUUUCGAAUACCGAGAGCGGUAAGGUGCUCGGCCUGGUUUGGAACACACUAACAGAUUCUCUAGGUUUCAGAGUGGAGAAUCUGGAGGAGAUUGAAUUCACCCGUGCCGGAAUCGCCAGCAAAGUGGCCAGCAUCUUUGAUCCUCUGGGAACGGCAGCCCCUUUAAUUGUAAAGGCGAAAAUUCGUUUACGAUCUCUCGGGAUGAAAGGAGUGAAUUGGCUUGGAGCAGUGGACGAGAGCGACGAGAGCUGGUGGAAGUGCUGGUUUGCUGUCGUCCGUCAACUAAUCAACACAUCUUUGGAUCGCUGUCUGUUUCCGGAAGAACACGAGAUCGAGAAUUCACAGCUGCACACCUUCUGCGAUGCGUCCGAAGAAGCCUACGCCGCCGUUAUUUACGUGCGGAAUGCCUACCGUGACGGAAGGAUCCGCAUCAAUCAGAUCAAGGCCAGCAACAAGUUGGCGCCGAAGAAAACGAUUUCCGUCCCUAAGCUGGAAUUGAAUGCUGCUCUUUUGGGUUCCAGAUUAGCCAGAUUUGUCAGCAGCUCUAUUAGCCGCAAAAUCGAUAAUCGAUUUUUUUGGACCGACAGUAGCACCGUCCGGAACUGGAUCAGAGCCACAGCCUCUUACUACCAGGUUUAUGUAUCGAAUCGUGUGGGAGAAAUCCAGACGCUGACCGAGCCGGAGGAAUGGCUCUUCGUCCCGGGCAAGCUGAAUCCAGCAGAUGAAGCCACUCGAUCGGUCAUUGAAGGAGAAGGUCUCUCACAACGCUGGCUGAAUGGUCCCGAAUUUCUCUUCCAGCCGGAAUCAGAAUGGCCUCAAGAUCUUCCUUGGAUUGCUGUUCCGGACGAGAUGCGUACCUGCCGAACUUAUGCAGCUCAACUAGCAACAGAUGUUUCCGAUUGGUCCGACAUCCCACUGAAUCAAUCCAACAUCUCAGAAUUCCUCAAGCUGGAGGGCCCCUCCUACCAGUUGAUCGAGAGAUGCCAAAAAGAGAGUUUUUAUGAAGAGAUAAACUGUUUGAAGAAAGGAAAGGCUAUUCGUCCUACCUCCCAUCUCCUCCAGCUCAGCCCAUUUUUAGGACCGGAUAAUUUAUUACGUUUGGGCGGGCGGAUUGGCCACGCAAAAUUGCCGUACGACUCCAUCCAUCCACCGAUUCUACCCAGUAAGCAUCCGCUGACGGAAAGGUUGAUUGCCGUUCUCCACGAGCACACACAUCAUGCUGGAACGAACUUUCUCCUCGCGAAGAUCAAUCAGCAUUUUUGGAUCGUGAGGGGAAGAGAAACUGUGAAGAAGAUCCGGCAAACCUGUCCGGUGUGCAUUCGAGAGAGAGGAGCUCCUGUUGGUCAGCAAAUGGGAGAUUUGCCAGCCUUUCGUUUGGACUCUUACUCUCCGCCAUUUUCUCAUGUCGCCAUAGAUUGUUUCGGACCAUUGGAGACCAGCCCUGGGAGAAAUAGAGUAUUCAAGCGUUACGGCGUCAUCAUUACCUGCUUGGUGACUAGAGGAGUCUUUUUAGCGCUCGCGGAAUCUCUCUCCACUGAAGACUUUUUGCUAGUUUUUCGGCGCUUCAUAGGUAUCUACACCAAACCUGCAACCGUCCACUCGGACAACGGGACUAAUUUCGUGGGAGCCGAGAACGAGCUUAAUUCAUUUAUUCAAGAAUUGCCAAAGAGUGGAGCGUUUCAACAGUUCCUGAAGGUGAAAAAUAUCGACUGGCGUUUCCAACCUCCGCGUGCUCCUCACUUUGGAGGCGCACAUGAAAGUCUCGUUCGCUCAACAAAACGGGCGCUCUACCGGGCUCUGGAAAUCGAGAAGGCUGGUUUGCGGUAUCCGACAGAUGAAAUGCUUCGUACUCUAUUGGCAGAAGUUGGUGGGAUGCUUAACGCCCGUCCUCUAACUUACACCAGCACGGAUCCAGCGGAUUUUCGGCCUUUAACUCCAAACGAUUUUUUGAAUCGUCCGCCGACUUACGACUUACCGCCAGGAGAUUUCUCACACGCCCUGCCCCGGGAGCGUUUUCGAUAUGUGCAACGCACAGCUCAACUCUUUUGGGACCUCUGGACCAAAUUUUAUCUUCCAUCGCUCGUUCCGCGGAAAAAGUGGAAGACUAAACAGCAGAAUCUCGCUAUAGGAGACGUCGUGUUGAUGAUCGACUCCAAUCAGCCCCGCGGUCAAUGGAAGCUCGGACAUAUAAUCAAAACUUUCCCUGGAGAAGACGGCCUGGUCAGAGUGGUCGAGGUCCAAGCCGACACCGGAAUUUAUAAGAGAGCUGUUCAUCGCCUGUGUCUUCUAGAACGUGCGCCGAAGGAUUCCUCUACGAUCGAGAAUAGUCAAGCUGAUCCAGCGGAGGCGAGUAGGAAGAUCUCAACUGCUCAUUGUCAUCGCCUCAGAGCUUAUUAUUGUUCUAUUUCACCGUAA
This is a messenger RNA of Daphnia magna, 2733 nucleotides long. RefSeq lists its product as uncharacterized. Gene Ontology annotation, molecular function: nucleic acid binding. The coding region runs from base 1 to 2733 and encodes 910 amino acids. The transcript has a single exon. NCBI's taxonomy places the organism in Eukaryota, Metazoa, Arthropoda, Branchiopoda, Diplostraca, Daphniidae. Gene Ontology annotation, biological process: DNA integration. The record is from RefSeq and is a predicted model, not a curated record.